Cololabis saira (Pacific saury) is the source of this 1620-nucleotide messenger RNA. Its product is annotated as Iroquois homeobox protein 5a-like. Gene Ontology annotation, cellular component: nucleus. The transcript has 3 exons. Gene Ontology annotation, biological process: neuron differentiation; regulation of transcription by RNA polymerase II; cell development. NCBI's taxonomy places the organism in Eukaryota, Metazoa, Chordata, Actinopteri, Beloniformes, Belonidae. Gene Ontology annotation, molecular function: RNA polymerase II cis-regulatory region sequence-specific DNA binding; DNA-binding transcription factor activity, RNA polymerase II-specific. The coding region runs from base 243 to 1454 and encodes 403 amino acids. The record is from RefSeq and is a predicted model, not a curated record.
AGGAGCAGACGGUCCGGUGCGCGUCUGCGGGAGGUGGAGCUCAGCCCUUCCCUCCCUCUCUCUGCGUCUUCAGUGUGUCUGCGGGUUCCGCAGCAGAAACACCUGCGAUGCUGCCGGAUGAGUCUCCUCUCCCUCCUCUCCCUCCUCUCCCUCCUCUGCCGUCCCGGGGAAACGCGCGCCGGCGCUCUCAGAUGUGAGUGCGCCCGUGCGUAAAAGUCCGGCUCCGUGCGCGCCGCAACGCCAUGGCUUAUCCUCAGGGUUUCCUCUUCCAGCCGUCCGUGUCCCUGGCCCUGCACCCGUCCUUCAGCUCCGGGGUCAUCCUGGGACCCAGGACGGAGGAGAUCGGCCGCUCGUCCUCGGGCUCCGCCUUCGCCCCGUACUCCGGCUCCGCGGCGUCCCCGGGAUUCAGCCCGCACCUCCCGUACGGAGCGGAGCCCCGCGCCGCCGCGGCCAUCAGCUCCUUCGUGAGUCCAGGCUACGAUCCAUCCUCGGGCAUCACUGGACCCUUGGACUACCAUCCGUUCGGACCCCUUGGGCCCUACCCUUAUGGAGACCCCGCCUACAGGAAAAACGCCACGCGGGACGCCACGGCCACCCUGAAGGCCUGGCUGAACGAGCAUCGGAAGAACCCGUACCCCACCAAGGGGGAGAAGAUCAUGCUGGCCAUCAUCACCAAGAUGACUCUGACUCAGGUGUCCACCUGGUUCGCCAACGCCCGCCGGAGGCUGAAGAAGGAGAACAAGAUGACGUGGACUCCCCGCAACCGGAGCGAGGACGAGGAGGAGGAAGACAACAUUGACCUAGAGCGCAAUGACGACGAUGAGGAGAUGAUGAAGGUGAAUAACGAGGAGACAGAGCUGAGCAACGAUGAUGAUGCCCGCCGGGCCUCGGUCUCAGACUCUUGCGGGGUGAUGUUCAGAGACAGCGCCAGCAGCGACACAGAUCAAGGAUUCACCGAUCCAGACUUCAGGGACCGCCGGCCGCCCUGUCUGGGCCCCAUCACGGUGUCAGAGGCUCCUCCUCAAAGCACAUCCCUGGAGACUCUCAAAGCAUCAGAGCCAGACCACACAUUAUCGUCAAGCGCACCAUCUAAAGAACAUGUGAACUCCUGUAGCACCACCCAGGGGCCAAAUGUGGCCCCUAAACCCAAACUUUGGUCGCUGGCAGAGAUUGCCACAUCGUCGGACAAAAAUAAAGGAUGCAACGAGGCAGGGCGGACCCUGUUCUCUCACAGCCCUGCCCUGCCCCGACACAUCUACUACACCACCCCCUUCAUCCCCGGAUACUCCAACUACGGCCCCCUGGGGCCCCUGCACGCCAGUGCCGGCUCGCGUUUGAACGGAUUACAUCAGAAGAUGCUGCAAAGGGCCGAGGCUGCAGCCAGAGACUGCAGACUGCGCAGCCAGAGCCAGCAGGAGCUGCACGAGUUUAAGAGAGGAAUGACGAACGUGUAGUGUUGCCGCCACAUGAGGCUUUUAUUCGCUGAAAAACCGUUGGCUGCCGAUUCUACUGGAUUUUAGAGAAACUACGGAACUCAGACUUAUUUGGAAAUGCAAAUAUUCCAUUUCUGACUGUUUUCUAUGUUGAUAAGAUGUAAUCUUUGUAGUGCAUUUCUGCACC